This is a messenger RNA of Haliotis rubra (blacklip abalone), 2269 nucleotides long. RefSeq names its product TAF5-like RNA polymerase II p300/CBP-associated factor-associated factor 65 kDa subunit 5L. The transcript is spliced from 15 exons. Gene Ontology annotation, molecular function: protein binding; RNA polymerase II general transcription initiation factor activity. NCBI's taxonomy places the organism in Eukaryota, Metazoa, Mollusca, Gastropoda, Lepetellida, Haliotidae. Bases 94 to 1875 code for a protein of 593 amino acids. The record is from RefSeq and is a predicted model, not a curated record. Gene Ontology annotation, cellular component: transcription factor TFIID complex. Gene Ontology annotation, biological process: transcription initiation at RNA polymerase II promoter.
AAUAUGGCAGCCGGAAGCUUGAACAUGUGUGUUUUUCACAUUGAGCACAAAGCAAAUGACAAGAUGUGGCUGAUUUAAGUCGGUUCUAACAAAAUGUGGGAUGUUAUGUCAACGCCAGAUAUUCCACAUUUCCUUAAGAUGAAAAGAAUCAAACAUGAGCAGAUACAGUCUACUGUCUCUCAUUAUUUAAAGAGGAGGCACUUCAUGGAUGCAGAGGUUAGUGGGAAACGGGAGUGUGGAGCUACACAAGAGCUUAGUGAGGUGGCCCUCCAUGGGAGCGUCAACUGCAACGGCAACACCGAGAAUGUCCUCGCCUACAGCAGCAUUUCUGGAGAUGCAACAGCUUGUGAUCAGCAGUUCACAAGGUUGAAGCAUUUUGUACUGGAUGCUGUAGAACCAUACCAAGGAGAACUUCGAGGUCUUCUCUUCCCAAUGUUUGUCCAUGUCUACCUGGAACUUCUCUGCAAUGGACAUAAGACUCCAGCCCAUAAGUUUCAUGAUCGACAUGUUUCACUGCUGAGAGAGGAUGACAGUCACAAGGCACUGAUCAAAGCGCUGCGGAAGAUGGACACUAAACUAGAUGUGGCCAACUCACAAGAGGUCGGGAAUUUCAGAGAUAACAAGUUCAGCAUCUCCUUGACUGAAGCCUGUCUGAAUUACUUAAUGAGGCACCUCAAGAUGGAGGACAACAUGAUAAUGCUACAGAUCUUCAACCAAUUCUUCCAUGUGGAAGUGAAACAUAAAGAGUUAAGCAACAUGGAACUGACUGACACUCACAAAGUGGCGGACGACCAUACCAACAAGCAGUCCACCACGACCACAGCAUCCAGUGAUAUCAGUAUGUCCACCCUCACACAGUCCAUCCAGAAGGUUCGAGAUGGACCACCGUGUAUGUCCUCCAUAUGCGUCUACACAUUCCUCAAUGCUUACCAAGGUUUGUGCAGUACAUGUGUGUCCCCUGAUGGCGAGAGUCUGGCGGCUGGGUUCGAGGACUCCACUGUGUCUCUGUGGAGCUUGUCACCCGGACACAUCCACUCCGAGGCCAGCGAUGGUGACCCCAGCAAGAUAGCAGUUGCAGCUGACCUCUUGAAUGUCGAAGAGGACAAAGCAGCUCUCAGGGCUAGCUGUGACCUUGAGACACUUACACUGAUGGGGUCUGCUUUGAUCUACCUAUCUCCUAUACUCCUGUCCUGCUACAUAGAAGACACCACAGUACGUCUGUGGGAUUUGAGGACACACACAAACAGGGUGUGCUACCAGGGACACAACUACCCAGUGUGGGACAUUGAUGCCAGUGCUACUGCAGGCUAUUUUGCCAGCAGCUCUCAGGACCGUACAGCCAAGUUGUGGUGCACAGAGAGGACAUAUCCCCUCCGAUCGUUUAUUGGCCACACGUUCGACAUAGAUUGUGUCAAGUUCCACCCAAAUGGCAACUACCUGGCAACUGGAUCUGGCGACAAGACUGUCCGACUGUGGAGCAUACAAAGUGGCCGGACUGUCCGCCUGUUUCAAGGUCAUAGGGGAUCCGUUAUGUGCCUUGCCUUCUCCCCUGAUGGCAGGCUACUGGCAUCAGCAGGUGAAGAUCGUCGGAUCCGUGUGUGGGACCUGAGCACUGGUCAUUUGUACAAGGAGCUGCGCGGACACUCCGACACUGUCUACUCCCUCUGCUUCAGCCGCAACAGCUCACUGUUGGCCUCUGGGGGGCUCGACUCCUGUAUCUGGGUGUGGGAUGUCGGGAAGACCACAGACAAGGACAAUACCGAGUCUACCACCUCUCCUGAACUUCUCAGUGCCUUCCCCACCAAGUCGGUGUCUGUCAUAUACCUCCACUUCUCUAAACACAACGUGCUUCAGGCUGCUGGAACCAACUUAUGACCCCCACCCAGGAGUACAGUGGAACCAAUUUGUCACUCGCUAUGAAGUACAAUGGAACCAAUUUGUCACUCGCUAUAAAGUACAGUGGAACCAAUUUGUCACUCGCUAUAAAGUACAGUGGAACCUAUUUGUCACUCGCUUUAAAGUACAGUGGAAUCUUCACAACAGAGAUGUCUGCUGUGAUCUUGGAAUAGCUGUCUCAAUGGCACUUUGGGACAAACAUGAAAUCAGAAACUACUAGGAUUAUGAGCCAAAGAUGGACUAUGUCCACAAAACUGUGGGUCAGUGACUUUUUCUGUCUACAGGAUUUUUGGAUAAUCAUGCUAACAGUUAUAAAGGACCUGGGGACAACCAUGUUAUUAAUCUAUAGCGUUAUAGCCACAUUAGUUGGGUA